AAAUAAAAUAAAAAUAAAAAUACCCCAAACUUCAAGACCAUCGGGACUCUUACAUACCACACCCACCACAACGAUGAACCUGCUUCCCUGAACAUACCAAGGGUUUCUGGCUCGUCCUAGCGACACCAUGCUCAUCCCCGCCGACCUCUCACGUCACACACAUCGCUGUGUUCCAGCUCACCACCACAGUCAUGCCCUUCCACGACCUUAACGUACCCUACACAUCCAACCACGCCGACCUCUCCCACACCCUCGCCUUUCACGCCGAACUAGGCUACUCUGUAAUCGCCAUCUCCCUCCUCGCAACAGGCAAACUCCCAAGCACACCACAGCCGAUUCCACUCUCGUCCCUCACCAUCCCCAAGAGCCUCACAACCCUGACACGCCUGACGAUCACCAUUUCCGACACAACCCAGAAUCACCGCCUCUCGUCCUUCGCGCCGCAUUAUGAUCUCCUCGCAUUGCGCCCCACUACCGAGAAAGCGCUCGCUCUUUGCUGCCAGUCUCUAGAGUGCGACCUGAUCAGCCUAGACUUCAGCCAGCGCCUACCCUGCAUCCUGAAAUUCAAGACCGUCGCUUCAGCAUUACAACGCGGCGUGCGCUUCGAAGUAUGCUACGCGCCAGGAAUUCAACAUGACUCCAAUGCGCGAAGAAACCUGAUCAGUGGGGCCGCACAGCUCAUCCGCGCAACGAGAGGACGCGGGAUCAUCCUCAGUAGCGAGGCCAGGAACGCGCUGGGCGUGCGAGGCCCGCACGACGUCAUCAACCUUGCACAGGUAUGGGGUCUGGGUCAGGAGCGAGGAAAAGAGGCGCUAUGCGAAGAAGCGGGCAAAGUCGUGAGGUUUGCUGGUAUCAAGAGGACGAGUUUCCGCGGCGUGGUCGAUGUGAUUGAUGGCGGAAGUCCACCCGUCGUGCAAGGUCAGAUACAGCCUGCCCAGCGACAGUCACAAGCUGCAGCGGCAGCAGGGUCCAACAAAGCCAAGGAUGUCGUUCUGCCGGCUACUGGCACGAAAAGGAAGGCUCCUUCGAUGACAUCCGCCUCGACCUCAGGUGCUCCGACAGCCGAGAGUCAAUCUACAGAUGGGCAGCCCCUGUCGAAGCGCGAAAUGAAGAGACGUGCCAAGAAGGCAAAGAUGGAGGGUAAAGCUGAGCCCGACGACACAGCUACAUGUGUGCAAGAUACCACUGCAUCUGCCUUUCCAAUCGAGCACGAGGCGCUCUCCAGUGAGAAGAAUAACGUGCCCAGCAAGAAGAUCUAGCCCUCUCGCCCUUCUGUUUUAGACGUUCACAAGAAAAGAAAAAAUAUCUCGCCAGUACUCCAUGUCCUGUCCCAGUUUGGCAAAAUGGGGUAUUUUUAUUUCCUUAGUUCCUAUCUAAAACCCUCAUGAUAAUGUAGGUGCAGGCCCUCUCUUUCCAAUGCCCAGGGUAUAAGCGUUCUUGAGUGU
Exophiala viscosa is the source of this 1445-nucleotide messenger RNA. Its product is annotated as ribonuclease P subunit Rpp30. Gene Ontology annotation, molecular function: RNA binding. Gene Ontology annotation, cellular component: nucleolar ribonuclease P complex. Gene Ontology annotation, biological process: tRNA processing. The record is from RefSeq and is a predicted model, not a curated record. Lineage: Eukaryota; Fungi; Ascomycota; Eurotiomycetes; Chaetothyriales; Herpotrichiellaceae. The transcript has a single exon. The coding region runs from base 192 to 1259 and encodes 355 amino acids.